CGCUGCGAGUGGCGGCGCGGGAUGGAGCCGCCGGCCAAGGAGGGGCCGUUGUUCGUGCAGCACAGCAACAAGUUCGGCGCCAAGCGGUGGAAGCGGGGCUGGUUCGCGCUGUUCCCGGCCAGCCAGCACGGCGUCGCUCGCCUGGAGUUCUUCGAUUGCAAAGACGCGGCGGGUCCGGCCGGGCGGUUGGGUACGCGGCGCCUGGACAAGACGGUGGUGCGCCUGGCGGACUGCACCAGCGUCACCCCAGCGCCCUCCGAGAGCGGCCCCCGGGCCGGCACCGCCGCCUUCCGCCUGGAGACCAGCGGCCGCAGCUACCUCCUGGCGGCCGAGCAGCAGCAGAGCGAGGAGUGGGUGGCCAAGCUGUGCGAGAUCGCCUUCCCGAGGAAUGGCUCCAGAAAUGCUACUGUGGCACUCCAGUGUUGUGGAGAGGGCAGCAGGGAGGCGCCAGUCCUGGAGAUGGCUGUGAACUCUAUCUACUAUUCGAGAGAUGAAGUGAAUGCCUUCUGGGUGACGGUGCAGCGGACUGAGGCUGCGGAGCGGUGCGAGCUGCGUGGUUCCUACGUGCUCAAGGCUGAACGUGACAGCCUCAUCCUGAAGGACCCACGGACCAGUGAGAUCCUCUACGUCUGGCCCUACCGGCUACUCCGGAGAUACGGCCGGGACAAGGUAAUGUUCUCCUUUGAAGCUGGCAGGCGCUGUGAUUCUGGACCAGGGAACUUCACCUUCGAGACCAAGCAGGGCAAUGAGAUCUUCCGCUUGGUGGAAGCCUCCAUCCGGGAACAGAAAGCUCAGGUGGAGGAGAACCAGCAGAGCUGUGACUCGUUGGAAUCUGACAGCCCCAGUGUGGUGCUGCUUCGCCAGGCCUUGGCUGAUGCACUGAGCCUGGAGCAGCCCACGGAAGGAGAUGACGCUGCAGCAGCCAAGGCAGGCCUGGCACCCCGGCCUUCUGCUGCAGCAGAGGAGAGAGAUGCGAUAUCACUGCUGAAGACCCGGAUGCUGCCAGAGCCACCUGUGGUGCAGGCCAAGCCCCCCCUCACCAGCACCCCUCCACGCUCCCCUCUGCCCAAGGCACCGCGGGCUGUCCUGCCAGACAAGGAUCCCUCCAGCCUCUACUCAGAGCCUCUGGACUCCGUGAAGAGCUUCCGACCCAGGCCGGACCCGCUGUACGCAGACCCCAUUGACAGCAAGGCCGCGGGGGCUGCGGAGGGGGCGAAUCUCCGGGUGCCGUUCCCGGGUUCCUGUGAGCAGCUGCGUGCCGAGGGCUGCGGCCUGCCGCGGAAGGAGCACAUCUACGACGAGCCCGAGGGCUGCGCGCCCCGCAUGCUGCCUGCCGCCGCCGGCAUCUAUGACGAGGCACGGCCCAUAGGCGAGGCCUGGCGCACGCAGGGCCACGAUGGCAAGAGCGGCUACGAGUUCCCCUACAGCCCCAGUACUGAUGACUAUUCAGUUCCUGCCUUCAAGACCAAGGGCCCCAAGCCAGUGCCUGCUCCCAAGCCCCUGGCAACGUUCAUCUCCAAAUGUGCUGAAAGAAGUGAGGACCCUGGCAGGCGGCGAGGGAAUCUUGCUCCUGAGAAGGCGGCCGUCAAACCUGGCCUGAACAGCAGCAACAACAACAACACGGAGGUGCUGUACUGCCGGGUGAUGAAGCCCCAGCUUGGGCAGAGGAAGGAGCAGAGUGUGGAUGAGUGUAGCUUGUCUCCUGUCUAUGAGGACCUAGGAGAGAUAUAACUCUGUUCUGCUCUGCACCUGCCUGGGGGGCUUUGCGGCCCAAACUCAACAAGGAGUGGCACAGGCGGCUGUGUUCCAUGGCCUGGCACGGGGCUGGGGGCUGUGUGGGACGGGGCAGAGCCCCUCCCGCUCGUCAGCUCUGAGGGGCUUUGUCUCCUUGGGGCUGUUCCACACUCCCAGGCUCAGAGUGCACUGGUGCUGGUGCUGCUUGGCUCCAGAGCCAGCCUCGCUGACACCUGGUGGGGCAGGAGGGUGGGCUCUGCACUGUGCCUGCUGCUUUGACUCCAGAGGCUCUGGCUGUGCUAUGCCUUCCUCUCUAGGCCAGCCAUGGGACUAAGAGGCUCACUGCAGUGCCUGGGGGGCUGCUUGCCAUCAGUCUCCAAAAGUAUUUUUAUACCAAAUUAUUUUGAUAUUAAAAUUUGUAUGUCUUAUGAUGAA
Lagopus leucura (white-tailed ptarmigan) is the source of this 2169-nucleotide messenger RNA. It is a transcript of the gene DOK1, whose product is annotated as docking protein 1. Bases 22 to 1731 code for a protein of 569 amino acids. The record is from RefSeq and is a predicted model, not a curated record. The transcript has 5 exons. Gene Ontology annotation, biological process: cell surface receptor protein tyrosine kinase signaling pathway; positive regulation of MAPK cascade. Lineage: Eukaryota; Metazoa; Chordata; Aves; Galliformes; Phasianidae. Gene Ontology annotation, cellular component: cytoplasm.